Molecule: messenger RNA, 1247 nt
Organism: Melampsora larici-populina 98AG31
Lineage: Eukaryota; Fungi; Basidiomycota; Pucciniomycetes; Pucciniales; Melampsoraceae
Exons: 10
Coding region: 108-1004 (298 amino acids)
Biological process (GO): water transport; glycerol transmembrane transport
Cellular component (GO): plasma membrane
Molecular function (GO): glycerol channel activity; water channel activity
Source: RefSeq, a predicted model, not a curated record
CAAUUUCUCAACAUUCCUUUUGGAAAUCAAAAACUUUCAUUAAGAUCCAUUAUCAUCAUCAUCAAAAGAGUCUUACUUACUAACACUUUACUUUUUACAACUUCAUCAUGAAUCAUGAUCCUGAAAUUGCUCAAGCAAGCUAUAAGAAACCAUCAUCAUCAUCUCGUCCAUUGAUUUUGUUGAUUCAUUGUAUAGCAGAAUUAGUAGGUGUAUUCUUGUACGUUUUACCUGGUGAAGCUGCUACUGCAGCUUUUAUACUUUCUUCUGCUACUAAUAGGCCGGGGUUUGGUAGUCUUUUGAAUAUCGCCUUCGCAUAUACGUUUGGAAUUAUUAUUGGUAUCAUCCUCACAGCCCACGUCUCAGGCUCACAUUUGAGUCCAGGUGUAUCCCUCAGUUUUGCCAUUUUUAGAGGGUUUCCAAAAUAUCGAGUUUUACCAUAUAUACUUUUUCAACUCUUAGGUUCAAUUCUUGCAACCCUUGUGGUUUAUGGUAUUUAUGGUCAAUCUCUUAAUACACUUGAAAAUGCAUUAAGAUCAAAUGGUAGAGAAGAUUUGAUUUAUUCUUCUACUGGUCCUGCUGGUGUGGGUGGAUUCUUUCCUGGACCUAAUCAAAACCUUGGUCGUGUGUUCUUUGGUGAAUUUAUUGCUAGUGCUGUACUUGGAUUAUUGAUCUUUGGAGCUAUUGAUUUGAGAAAUCCGUUGAUGAGUAGAGCUAGCAUUCCUUUCAUCAUUGGUAUAGGUUACUUUAUCGCCAUCAUCAGUUUCGGAUUGAACACUGUUGUCCUCAACACAGCUCGUGGUUUAGGCGGACAAAUAGGAACCAGCAUGAUUUACGGUGGUAGAGUAUUUUCAAAUCAUCGUUAUGUGGCCCUUGCCACACUUACUAAUAUCCCAGCCACAAUGUUGGGUGGUUUAGUUUAUAAACUUAUCUCUUGGCAUUAUGAAGAAGGAAUUAAUGCGAACCCACAUCCUGGACCUAAUCCGAGAAAAGAAACUACAGAUUGAUAUUCUUUUUAUGUACUCGGAAUUCCACAUUCAAUUUGUAUGUGAUUCUUCUUCAUAGUAUUAUUCAUACGGUAUUUUGAUUCUUUAUGAUGAGCUCAAGCGAAACCGUUUCCUUUUAUGUUUUAUGAUCGAGACGAUCGCGUGAUGAGAUUAUCUCAAAACCAUGACAAAAGAAGUUUACAAAGUCUACCAAUCCUUUGAUAAGCAAUCUCCAUGAUACUUUCAAACCCUCUUGAUCAUGCC